Molecule: messenger RNA, 486 nt
Organism: Geodia barretti
Lineage: Eukaryota; Metazoa; Porifera; Demospongiae; Tetractinellida; Geodiidae
Source: the annotation of a GenBank genome assembly
AUGGGCACGGCUUCGGGCGGAGGGAUUUUCGGGCAGUUCUUAAGCAAGUAUACGGAAGAGUUUUAUCUCCUGUUCCGUGUGAUUUUCGCCAUACUGGUGUUUCUGCACGGGAUACAGAAGGCGUUCCUGCUAUGGGGCUUCCCUGCGGGGGCCAAUCCUAAUGGGCUCGGAGCUUUGGUGGAUGUAGCAGGCUGGGUGGAGAUAAUUGCAGCCCUGUUCAUCGCUUUCGGAUUUCUGACCCGAUUGGGCGCCGGCGCGUUGUGCGUUACCAUGAUCGUCGCCUACUUCGGUGUACACGCAGCGUUGAGUCCCAUCUGGCCGUGGCCUCACCUCUACCCCAAUCCACCGGACGGCGGCAACGCCUUCGUGGCUCACGGCGGCGAGGUUACCAUCCUCUGGUUCAUUAUUGCGGGCAUAAUCGGGGUAAUGGGCAGCCGCGGCAAGUACGCCUUGGACAGGAUGAUUUUCAAGAAGGAAGUGCUAUAG